Messenger RNA from Actinia tenebrosa (Australian red waratah sea anemone), 673 nucleotides. RefSeq names its product cystatin-B. NCBI's taxonomy places the organism in Eukaryota, Metazoa, Cnidaria, Anthozoa, Actiniaria, Actiniidae. Gene Ontology annotation, cellular component: cytosol. Gene Ontology annotation, molecular function: cysteine-type endopeptidase inhibitor activity. The record is from RefSeq and is a predicted model, not a curated record.
AUUUAUCAUACCAUCUCACAUGACAAGCGUGAGACUAAGGAGGGGCUUUUCUUAUUCUUUGAAAUAUUAAAAAGACUCACUUUUGAAGUACUCAAAAACUUUAUUCAGUAUGUCUUGUGGUGGUUUAACAGAUCAGAAAACUGCUGAUGCCGAAAUACAGAAAAUCUGUGACGAGAUAAAGACUGCAGCUGAAGGGAAGGCAGGGAAAUCGUUUUCAAGAUUUGAAGCCAAGUUUUACGCCAGUCAAGUGGUCGCUGGUACAAAUUUCUUCAUCAAGGUUCAUGUAGGAGAGGAUUCCUAUGUCCACGUUAGGGUAUUUAGGUCGCUUCCUCAUGCUGGAUCCACACUAGAGCUCGAUAGUAUUCAAGUCGACAAGUCUGAGGCUGAUCCAAUAACCUACUUCUAAUACUUGGUAAUACCAUGGAAUGAAUUCUAAUAUGAGCAAUCAUCCACUAAAAAUAAUUUCCCAUGAACUGAAAAACAUUAUAUAUUUCUUAACGAUACUGUAAUAAAAAUUUUUAUGUCUCCUAAAAUCUAUGCACCAUGUAAACUUUCGUAUUUUCAAAUGAAAUAAAUAAUAGAACUUAACUUGUUCCUAGUGACUCCCCCCAAACUACAGACUUUGUAAAAACUAAAUAUCUUUCAGACAUGCAAUAAAUGAUAGCCACCCUAA